This is a messenger RNA of Mytilus californianus (California mussel), 3261 nucleotides long. Its product is annotated as seipin-like. Gene Ontology annotation, cellular component: endoplasmic reticulum membrane. The record is from RefSeq and is a predicted model, not a curated record. The transcript has 8 exons. Lineage: Eukaryota; Metazoa; Mollusca; Bivalvia; Mytilida; Mytilidae. Gene Ontology annotation, biological process: lipid storage; lipid droplet organization. The coding region runs from base 34 to 1080 and encodes 348 amino acids.
UAUUCAGAUGUAAACAAAGCCAGAACUUUUGCAAUGAUAUUGAUGUUCAUAAGAAACACCAUAGACUGGUUUCAAGAAACAACAAAAAAAAGUUUUUUCAAGUUAAAAAAUGUUGUAACAACAUUUAUCAUUGUGAUAUUUGUAUUUAUAGUGUUAUUAUGGCUGUCAGUUUUCAUGUAUGGCAGUUUUUAUUAUUCUUAUAUGCCAACAGAAUCAUAUAUUCUUCCAGUUCAUCUCAACUUUAGGACAUGUGAGGUUGGAAUGGGUGCCUGCUCUUUUCCAUCAGCUAACAUAUCCCUGUUAAAGUCAGGUCAAGAAAAUAUGUUUGUAACAGGCCAGCUGUACAGUAUUGUGUUAAAUUUAGACUUACCAGAAUCUAAUGUAAAUAAAGAAUUAGGAAUGUUUAUUGUAAAAUUACAGUUGUAUAAUAAGAAAGGCGAGAGUUUGUCUAUGGCUACAAGAUCAGUAAGUACAAUGCUUCACUACAGAUCUGAGUUAUUACGAGUCUUGGAUACCUUUGUCUUCUCGCCUCUGUUAUUGUCAGGUUUUGUAGAACAGAAGCAGAUGUUGAUGAUAGAAUUCUUCUCUAAUUAUGUAGAUGAUGCAUACAAUCCAGCUGUAGGUAUUAUUGUAGAAGUUCAGAAUUUACAUGUACAGUUGUAUACAAUGGUACUAAAGAUGUAUGCAAAAUUUACAGGGCUGAGGUAUUUCCUUUACCACUGGCCAAUGAUGUCUGCUCUGUUUGGAAUCUCCUGUAAUUUAGUAAUGUUGUUAUUUAUUGCCUUGUUGUCAUGGUAUCAGUGCUUGUCAACAAAGAAAUCUAACAGCAGUGAAUACAAUUCAUAUGAUGAUGAUUUUGAAUCAUUGGAAGAAAGAAGAAAAAGAAUACGGAAAAUGAUGGACAAAGAAAAAGAAGACAAAAGACUAUCUACAUCCAAAAGUUCACCAGAGUUUGGUGAAACAGAGACUAUAGGUGGAGAAACAACAGAGGAACUGUUACCUGAUAGUGAUAAUACUUCAGAUUCAUUUUUACGUCAUAGGCACAUAAAACAUCAUUCCGAUCAAGAUCAGGAUUCAUAGUAUUCAGUUGCAUAUUUCCUGCGUCAUUACAUGACUUGUAUUUUUUGAGAAAAGGAGAAAAAAAUGUUGGAAUUUUACAUAAGGUUAGCGAAGAUAAACAAAAAAAUUCAAUAGCCAAAUAAAAUAUUAACCCAAAAAAUCCAGUCCCGUCCUGUGGUUAACUCUUCCACUCACAAGGGCAUCAACAUAUAUAUAUGAUAAAAGCAUGUCACAAAUCGAGCACUUUGAUUGGUGCUCUCUGAAUGCGUAAUGUUAUUAAGAUAGGUAAAUUCAGAGCUAAUUCCAAAUGAUUCAUUGACAAUUUAACCUUCUUUAAAUCUCUCUGUAAGACUUCUUGCAGCAUAUCCUUUUUGUGUAAGGCUGUAGCUCAAAUCUAGAUACAUGUGACAAGAAGAAGAAAAAUAUUUGGCUCAAUGGUGGUAGUUGAACAUAAUCCCAAUUCCCUUUACGGCCACAUGAAAAUAAUUGACAUAUACAGUAGGGAACAGCAGUACUUUAUUUUUAGCUUUCCAUUAUCUAACUAUUUGCCAAACAUAUUUUUCCUUUUCAUAAGUCUACAAGGAACUUUUAUGAUGUUCAGAAUAAAUGGCAUUUUACAUCAAGAGUGUGUUCUGUGAUAAGUUAUUUUCCCGGUAAAUUGUUAUAUUUUGACUUAAACUGAACCAUUGUUUUGUUGAUUGAUGUGUUUAUGUGUAUUUGUAGAUGAGAGCUUUUAUCACUGUGCAUGUAUGUGUUGAAGUCUGAUUUGAUUUAAAAUUAAUAUAUUUUCCUGUUUUUUUGCAAAAUUUGAUAAAAAUGGCACUUCUGUGUUGUAAUUGUAAUUUAAAAGACAUAAGCAGUAUUAGGUACAUAUCUCCUGUAAUCUAGCAAUUUUAUGUAAAAUAAACUAUUCUUUGAUUUAUUGAAUUGUAAAGUUUCUGUACUUAUAAUUGACUGAACAGAGGCCAGAGGAACAGGAAUUCAAGGCCCCUCCAAAACUCCUUAUUUUUUCUGACAAUCAACAGUACCAAACCACUAAUUCAUGACUCCAUUGUUUUCUAAUUUGUAUAAAUCAAUGACUAUUUCAGGUAUUUAUACCCAUUUAUUUAAAUAAAGUGACAAUCAUUUCAUGUCAAAACAACAGUUCAUACCAACAUUUCACAUAUAUUUUACAAAUUUUGAAAGCCAUGUGUAAAAAUUGUUGUGUGUGAAAUAUGUACUACUCUUAUUUUUUCUUCCUGGUUGUUUCCUAGGUUGGUUGUUCUAUACCUUAUUCAGCUUAAGGAUGUUUGUUCCUAAUGUUUUUGAAUUUUUGCCAGAUAUUCGGAAUCCUCUGGUUUUAUCCAUGUAGUGCCAUUAAAAAUUUUGCCCAUUAACCCCUAAUUUGAUAAAAUAUAGUUUAAAAUGUCAUCUUUGAAAAUCUUACAGAAUCCUUUUUAUUUUUUCAUUGUUUUAUAAAGAAAAAAGGUACAAAUGUUAAGUGUAUGAAAAAUCUAGUGAGAAUUAUUUCCCGCCAAAUUUUCAAUGGCUUAUAUCUAGAAAACAAGCACACAGACCCCUAAUUUUUUUCUUCUUUUAGCUACUUCAUUCAUAUCCUAUCAAUUCAUAACAGUCUUAUAAAAUGCUUGUUAUUUUGAAACAGUCUCAGUAGCGAAUAUCCUUAAAUUAAACACAGAUUUCAGCAAAGAAGUAUGUUGGUUUUUGAUAUUUUCAAUUAUAUUUUAUUACUAAGCAAAACAAAAAGAACUUUUUAUACAUGUAUACAGAAAUACUUGGGAACAUUAAUGGCAGGUACACUGUUCUUAUUGUCAAGAUUGUAUUCAGAUAAAUGAACCAUUGUUAUAUUGUUGUUUUUUUUUGUAUCAUCUGCUUAAAUGAACAAAUGGAUGCUUCACUACAUUUUGUUUUAUUUCAUCUAAAAAGUAUAAAAAUACAAUGAAAUUUGCUGCAAUAUUGUAAAUGAAAAUUAAUGACAUUAUUGAUAAAGAUUGUAUGCACUAAAGAGCUACCCUUUUGAACCUAUCGAACAUCAAAAUUGGUACAUAUGUUUCCCUUUAAGAAAAACUGAACCAUAUUUAAAGAAAAUUAAUUGCAGCAAAUAUCAUGUGAAAUGAAUGUAAUAUUUUGUCUUUUUUACCACCAAAAAAUGUAUUUAUUUUAUAACUGUUUUUUUUUUUACUUUGUGCAAUAAACCAUUUUCAA